AUGGUUCAAACAAGAAACGCGGAUAGGUCCGCGCAGAACGAGGCGAGCCAAGAAAAGACGAUUGAGCAACCGACCCAGGAUACUGGCGAAUCGCCUGUCGCAACUUGCGGAACAGAUGCCAGCAACCCACCAGAUGAGAAAAAGGAUGACAGCGCAUCCAAAGCACGCGAGCGAAUGGAUAGAUUCAAAGCCCUGAAGGCCCGAGCUAAAACUGCAACCGAACGCAACUUGAAAGAGACCGUAGCCGAGUCUCAGCGUCUAACCGCUGAUCCGGCCCUGCUCAAUACAUUGUCCCGCAAGCAUGCAUUCGCCUCACACAACCUCCUCAAGGCAGACACAGAAGCUGCGGGAGAAGAUUUCGAACGCAAGCGCGCAUGGGACUGGACAGUCGAGGAAUCCGAGAAAUGGGAUAGGCGCAUGGAGAAGAAGCAGCGUCAUCGAGAUGAUGUGGCUUUCAAGGAUUACACUCAGGAUGCCCGAAAGGUGUACAAGAGACAGUUGAGGGAAUUGGCACCGGAUUUGGAGGCCUACGAGAAGGAAAAGCUCGCUGCGAUCGAGAAGGCAGCCGCAAAUGGUGAUCUCGAGAUUGUGGAGACGGAAGACGGUGAAAUGAUUGCAGUCGACAAGAACGGUAGCUUCUACUCUACUGCGGACUCGACUGGUUUCACGGAAAGCAAACCAGAUCGUGCUGCUGUGGACAGGCUGGUCAACGACAUCCACAAGGCAGAGGAGGUGCGCCUGAAGAAACGCAAGGAGCGUCGUGGUGGUGAUGAUGAUGGCGAUGUGACAUACAUCAACGAGAAGAACAGGCAGUUCAACCAGAAACUGGCGCGCUUCUACAACAAGUACACCACCGAAAUUCGGGACAGCUUUGAACGUGGCACUAUGAUUUAA
Messenger RNA from Penicillium paradoxum, 894 nucleotides. Its product is annotated as pre-mRNA-splicing factor SYF2. The coding region runs from base 1 to 894 and encodes 297 amino acids. The record is from RefSeq and is a predicted model, not a curated record. Gene Ontology annotation, cellular component: post-mRNA release spliceosomal complex; Prp19 complex; catalytic step 2 spliceosome. NCBI's taxonomy places the organism in Eukaryota, Fungi, Ascomycota, Eurotiomycetes, Eurotiales, Aspergillaceae. The transcript has 3 exons.